Molecule: messenger RNA, 1474 nt
Organism: Erigeron canadensis
Lineage: Eukaryota; Viridiplantae; Streptophyta; Magnoliopsida; Asterales; Asteraceae
Product: aspartyl protease AED3-like
Exons: 3
Coding region: 48-1331 (427 amino acids)
Biological process (GO): proteolysis
Molecular function (GO): aspartic-type endopeptidase activity
Source: RefSeq, a predicted model, not a curated record
UUAGCAAAUAUCACACACAAAAUCUACUCCAAAAAACCACUAUACCAAUGGAAACAUUACACCUCACCCUUCUAUUCCUUUGUUCCUUGACCUUGGUUCACUCUUUUAACCAAAUAUGUGACUUAACUAGCCAAGGGUCAACCCUUAAGGUUUUCCAUGUGUCUAGCCCAUGUUCACCAUUUAGGCCAAAGACCUCCCUCUCAUGGGAAGAAAGCAUACUCCAAAUGCAGGACGAUGACAAGACCAGGCUUAUGUAUCUCACGAGCCUGGUAGCAGGUCGGUCUUUUGUGCCCAUUGGGUCGGGCAGACAAAUUAUACAGAGCCCGACCUACAUUGUAAAAGCCAACAUUGGGACACCGGCUCAAAGCUUGCUUAUGGCUUUGGAUACUAGCACCGACAUGGCUUUGGUUCCUUGUACCGGUUGUGUUGGUUGCUCGUCUUCCACCUUUGAUUCGGCUAAGUCGCUUAGCUACUUGUCACUUACUUGUGGUGCUGACCAAUGCAAACAAGUACAAAGUUCAAGUUGUCUAGGGACAACAUGCUCCUUGAACAUAACCUACGGAGGCUCCACCAUCGCGGCUAACUUGGCGCGAGACAACCUAACUCUAGCAAAAGACUCUGUCUUUGGAUACCCCUUUAGUUGCAUACAGAAAGUCGCGGGAGGUUCAUUCCCACCGCAAGGUGUUUUAGGUCUUGGUCGUGGUCCAUUGUCAUUUGUAUCCCAAUCUAAGACCCUCUACGAGUCCACAUUCUCAUAUUGUCUGCCUAGUUUCAAAUCUUCCAACUUUUCCGGAACACUUAGAUUAGGUAAAAAUGGGCAACCCAUCAACAUCAAGUAUACACCGCUACUUGUAAACCCUAGAAGAACUUCAUUGUACUAUGUGAACUUGAUCGGUAUCAAAGUUGGCUCCAAGGUUGUCGACAUUCCCCCAAGUGCAAUUGCUUUCAACCCAAACACCGGUGGUGGCACCAUCAUUGAUUCAGGCACCGUGUUCACCAGACUGGUGGACGGAGCCUACACGGCAGUUAGAGACGAGUUUCGGAGACGAAUGGGAAAGGCGGUCGUCUCCUCACUAGGGGGAUUCGACACUUGCUAUACCGUCCCGAUCGGAAAGCAAGUCCCGACAAUGACCUUUAUGUUCCCGGGACUUAACAUGUCAUUACCACAAGACAACUUCCUAAUCCACAGCUCGUCGGGGUCCACCACAUGUCUUGCCAUGUCAUCAUCACCGGCCCUGAAUGUCAUUGCAAAUAUGCAGCAACAAAACCAUCGUGUCUUAUUCGAUAUACCAAAUUCCAGGCUGGGGAUAUCACGUGAGAUCUGUUCAUGAGUCAUGUGACACAUGGCUCCUAGUCUUUUGUCUUCUAUAUUUAUGCUUAAAAAUCGUACGUGUACUAUUAUUAUAUAUUGUAAGACACUUCUUUGUAAAAAAGAAGAUUUGGCCUGAAUCAUAAUCACGGGUUAUUUUUGUGA